AAUUCAUUCUCUUUCUCUCUCUAUCUAUCUAAUAUCUAUCUUUCUGGUGUGUGUGGUGGUGGUGAUCUUCUUUCCAAACUGUGCGAAACCAAAUUCACAUCAUUGCCCAGAAGAUAUCAUCAUCUAUUGGCGAAUCGAGCAAACAAAUAUUUUUCGAGAUCAGGAAAAAUUAAUUACAAGAGAAGUUUGAAUCGUUUCAUUCAAUUUGUUGAUUUUAUGAUUUGGCAUAGAAGAGAAGUGCAUUGGGAUCAUCUAUGAAGACUACACGAAUGGUUGGGAGAAUAAUUAGGUAUAUUCGGUUUAUACCCAACAUUUGUUUCAGAUGGAAUGGCAGAUCCUGCUAGUUAUGGCAACCCUGACCGUGACAUUGAUCAGGCACUCAUUGCUUUGAAGAAAGGAACACAGCUAAUCAAGUACAGCAGAAAAGGGAAGCCCAAGUUUUGUACAUUUAGACUUUCUCCAGAUGAAGCAACACUAAUCUGGUAUUCGCAUGGCUCAGAAAGGCAUUUGACGUUAUCUUCUGUUUCACGGAUCAUUCCUGGACAGAGAACUCCUGUUUUUAAAAGAUUUUUACGCCCAGAGAAGGAUUACUUGUCAUUCUCACUGAUAUAUAAUAACGGUGAAAGAUCCCUCGAUCUAAUUUGCAAAGACAAAGUCGAAUCUGAAGUCUGGCUUGCUGGCCUCAAGGCUUUAAUAUCAACUGGCCAAUCACGCAAUAGGCGCACUAGAAGUGAAAUUUAUGAUUUACACGGUGGUAGCGACAACUGUCAAGAGAACCGUCCGUUUGGAGCAGCACUAGAAUUCACGUCGAGUAUUCCACGUGGCAGAAUCUCCACAGAUUACAGCUCAAGCUCACAUGUUGGGUCUGAAUGUACUGCAAACAUGCAACUAAGAACGAGUGGUGCAGAUGGUUUCCGAAUUAGUGUGUCGAGCACUCCAAGUUGUUCAAGUCAGGGCUCCGGUCCCGACGACAUUGAAUCUCUCGGUGAUGUCUAUCUCUGGGGGCAGAUUUGGUCCGACGGAGUUGCAACCGACCCAAACGGUAAUCCGAUCCCAAUAAAGAACGACGUCUUAACUCCGAAACCGUUAGAAACAAACAUAGUACUCGAUGUUCAUCAAAUCUCUUGUGGCGUCCGCCAUGUUGCUCUCGUGACAAGGCAGGGCGAGGUUUUCACGUGGGGGCAGGAAUCGGGGGGCCGUUUGGGCCACGGGGUUGAAAAGGACUUUAGCCGCCCCCGUCUGGUCGAUUUUUUGGCCGUCACGAAUGUCGAUUUCGUCUCUUGUGGUGAAUUCCAUACGUGCGCGCUCUCUUCAUCUGGCGAUUUAUACACAUGGGGAGAUGGGACCCACAAUGCCGGAAUUCUCGGCCAUGGAAAUGAUGUUAGCCAUUGGAUACCGAAGAGGGUUUCAGGGAGUUUAGAAGGUCUUCAAGUUCUAUCGGUUGCGUGCGGCACUUGGCAUUCCGCGCUCGCAACUUCAACUGGAAAACUGUUCACUUUUGGAGACGGGAUGUUCGGUGCUUUAGGGCACGGUGACCGUGAGAGCAUUCCUUAUCCGAGGGAGGUCCAAGCGUUGAGCGGAUUGAAAGCUGUCGCAGUUUCUUGUGGUGUGUGGCACACAGCUGCUAUUAUUGAAGUCACGAACCAGUUGGGGCCGAACGUUUCUUCUAGAAAGCUAUUCACGUGGGGAGAUGGAGAUAAGAACCGAUUAGGUCACGGGAAUAAGGAUACUUAUCUUUUCCCGACAUGCGUCUCCGCACUCAUCGACUACAACAUUCAACAGCUGGCGUGCGGACACAAUAUGACCGUCGCUCUUACGACAUCCGGCCACGUCUUUGCUAUGGGGAGUAAUGCCUUCGGCCAAUUAGGUAAUCCGAUGGCCGAUGGGAAGUCGCCUUGUUUAGUGCAAGACAGGCUCGUGGGUGAGUUUGUCGAACAAAUCUCGUGCGGUGCAAAUCAUGUAGCGGUGCUCACUUUAAGAAGCGAAGUGUUCACUUGGGGGAGAGGUGCGAAUGGAAGAUUAGGGCACGGAGAUACCGAGGAUAGGAAUGUUCCGACGUUAGUAGAAGCUUUGAAAGACAGGCAUGUAAGAAACAUAGCGUGCGGGUCCAACUACACGGCCAGUAUAUGCAUACACAAGUGGGUUUCGGGAGCGGAUCAGUCGGUGUGCACAGCUUGUAGGCAAGCGUUUGGGUUCACUCGAAAACGGCACAACUGUUACAACUGCGGGCUUGUGCAUUGCCAUGCAUGCAGUUCGAAGAAGGCGAUGAAAGCAGCUCUUGCUCCAACACCAGGUAAGCCCCACAGAGUGUGUGAUUCUUGCUAUCUCAAACUGAAAAAAGCUGCAGAAGUUGGAGGAAACACAACCAUUAUCAAUAGAAGAGCAUCUGGGCAUCGAUCUUCGAUGGAUAUGAGUAGUAAUAAUCGAGAGCCGAGGGCUUCAAGGGUUCUUCUCUCUCCGACUGUAGAGCCGAUAAAGUACCUUGAGAUCAAAACUGCAACAAGCCCUGGCACGAAAUUCGAUAACUAUUCGAUAGUUCGUGCUUCACAAGUCCCGUCUCUUUUACAGCUUAAGGAUAUUGCUUUUCCGAGUUCGCUUAGUGCACUUCAGUACGCUUUAAAGCCGGUUAUAACGUCUUCACCGAUGUCAUCACCACAGCCUUAUCAACAGCAGCAGCAGCAGCAGCAGCAGGCACAGUAUCAGUCAAACUCGAGACCAGCUUCACCAUACUCGAGACGGCCAAGUCCACCACGCUCAGCUGCUCCGGUGUUCUCAAGGGGUGCAGUCGACACUUUGAAGAGGUCUAAUGAUCUUUUAACACAAGAAGUUUCCAAAUUGCAGGGUCAGGUAAGGAGUUUGAAACAAAAAACUGAAUCUCAAAGUACAGAAAUUCAGAAGUUGAAAAAAAUCGCCGAAGAAGCUUCGGAAUCGGCUGCGGAUAGAACUUCCAAGUGCAGCACAGCAAUGCAAGUUGUGAAGACCAUAAUGGAUGAGUGGAAGGAAAUUAAAGAAAAGUUGCCCCAAGAGAUAGUCGAGAGUGAAUCUUAUAAAAGCAUACAGGCUCAAGCUGCAACUCUCGUAGACACAAUUGGGACGAAUUGUGAAGAUAAUUCUUCUACAGUUGGUCGAGAAUUGGAAUUAGAGCAACAGAAUAAUAAUAAUAAUACAGUAAGUGAAUCAUCAAAUAGCAAUGAUGUGGUUGUUCAGGACAUGAUAUCACAGCAGAGUUUAGAUGUAACUCCAAGGGAAAAUGACGGAACGUCAACUUCUCGUACAAAUGAUACAAAUGCCGCCACUUCUUCUUCAGGGCAGAAGGAAGUUAUUGAACAAUUUGAACCAGGUGUUUAUGUCACUCUCAUUCAACUCUCCAAUGGAACCAAAAUCUUCAGGCGUGUUAAAUUCAGCAAGAAAAGGUUUGCAGAGCAGCAAGCGGAAGAAUGGUGGAGAGAAAACAAAGAUAGACUACUGCAAAAGUACACUCCUGCAAGAACAUCUAGGACACCACCACCAGAAGCAGCUACAACUCCGCCACCUCAGCCGCCAGCCGACGAAGAUAGCCAGGAAAAUAAUGACCCACCCCAACUUCCAUAGAUAUAUACAUACAUAUAUAUAUAUUUUAUUUUUUUAUUUUUUCCUUUUAGAGUGGAUAGAGGAGGUGAUUAGCAAAAUAGGUAUGACAACUAACCUGCAUCUUGAGAUCUCAAUCUCAGAGAGCAUACAAGUUUUUUCCUCAACAACUGCAUGUAAUAUAUAGUCUCAUUCAUUUUUGUAGAAAUAUUCAUUUCUUGUUCCCUUCAUACUUGAACCAAAUAAAAGUAGUUAUCACUGA
Erythranthe guttata (spotted monkey flower) is the source of this 3829-nucleotide messenger RNA. Its product is annotated as PH, RCC1 and FYVE domains-containing protein 1. Gene Ontology annotation, molecular function: metal ion binding. NCBI's taxonomy places the organism in Eukaryota, Viridiplantae, Streptophyta, Magnoliopsida, Lamiales, Phrymaceae. The record is from RefSeq and is a predicted model, not a curated record.